AUGCAUAAAACAGAGAGUAGAGUGUUAGCUACCUGGGGCUUCGGGGGAGAUUACCAAUCAAAAGUGUGUGCAGGGACAGAGAACAAGCUGAGCUCUCUCUCUGACCUGGAGCAGCAGUAUCGAGCCUUGCGCAAAUACUAUGAGAACUGUGAGGUGGUCAUGGGCAACCUGGAGAUAACCAGCAUCGAGCACAACCGGGACCUCUCCUUUCUGCGGUCUAUUCGAGAAGUUACAGGCUACGUGUUAGUGGCUCUUAAUCAGUUUCGCUACCUGCCUCUGGAGAAUUUACGCAUUAUCCGUGGAACAAAACUUUAUGAGGAUCGGUAUGCCUUGGCAGUAUUUUUAAACUACAGAAAAGAUGGGAACUUUGGACUUCAAGAACUUGGACUAAAGAACUUGACAGAAAUCCUUAAUGGUGGAGUCUAUGUAGACCAGAACAAAUUUCUUUGUUACACAGACACAAUUCAUUGGCAAGAUAUUGUUCGGAAUCCGUGGCCUUCCAACUUGACUCUCGUGUCAACAAACGGUAGCUCAGGAUGUGGACGUUGCCAUAAGUCCUGUACUGGCCGAUGCUGGGGACCCACAGAAAAUCAUUGCCAGACCUUGACAAGGACGGUGUGUGCAGAACAGUGUGACGGCAGGUGCUAUGGACCCUACGUCAGUGACUGCUGUCAUAGAGAAUGUGCUGGAGGUUGCUCAGGACCAAAAGACACCGACUGCUUUGCCUGCAUGAAUUUCAAUGACAGUGGAGCGUGUGUUACUCAAUGUCCCCAAACUUUUGUCUACAAUCCAACCACCUUUCAGCUGGAACAUAACUUCAAUGCAAAGUAUACAUAUGGAGCAUUUUGUGUCAAGAAAUGCCCACAUAACUUUGUGGUGGAUUCCAGUUCUUGUGUGCGUGCCUGCCCUAGUUCCAAGAUGGAAGUAGAAGAAAAUGGGAUUAAAAUGUGUAAACCUUGCACUGAUAUUUGCCCAAAAGCUUGUGAUGGCAUUGGCACAGGAUCACUGAUGUCAGCUCAGACCGUGGAUUCCAGUAACAUUGACAAAUUCAUAAACUGCACCAAAAUCAAUGGGAAUUUGAUCUUCCUUGUCACUGGUAUUCAUGGGGACCCUUACAAUGCAAUUGAAGCCAUAGACCCAGAGAAACUGAAUGUCUUUCGGACCGUUCGAGAGAUAACAGGUUUCUUGAACAUACAGUCAUGGCCUCCAAACAUGACUGACUUCAGUGUUUUUUCUAACCUGGUGACCAUUGGUGGAAGAGUACUCUACAGUGGCCUCUCCUUGCUUAUCCUCAAACAACAGGGCAUCACUUCUCUACAAUUCCAGUCCCUGAAGGAAAUCAGUGCAGGAAACAUCUAUAUUACUGACAACAGCAACCUAUGUUAUUAUCAUACCAUUAAUUGGACAACACUCUUCAGCACUAUCAACCAAAGAAUAGUGAUCCGGGACAACAGAAAAGCUGAAAACUGUACUGCUGCAGGAAUGGUGUGCAACCAUCUGUGUUCAAGUGAUGGCUGCUGGGGACCUGGCCCAGACCAAUGCUUGUCCUGCCGUCGCUUCAGCAGAGGAAGGAGCUGCAUAGAGUCUUGUAACCUCUAUGAUGGUGAAUUUCGAGAGUUUGAGAAUGGCUCCAUCUGUGUGGAGUGUGACCCCCAGUGCGAGAAGAUGGAAGACGGCAUCCUCACAUGCCAUGGACCGGGACCUGAUAACUGCACAAAGUGUUCCCAUUUUAAGGAUGGCCCGAACUGUGUGGAAAAAUGUCCAGAUGGCUUGCAGGGGGCAAACAGUUUCAUUUUCAAGUAUGCUGAUCAGGAUCGAGAGUGCCAUCCAUGCCAUCCAAACUGCACCCAAGGGUGCAUAGGCUCACGUAUUGAAGACUGCAUCGGCCUGAUGGAUAGGUGUAGCGGCCCCACUAGUCAUGACUGCAUUUACUAUCCUUGGACGGGCCAUUCCACUUUACCACAACAUGCUAGAACUCCUCUAAUUGCAGCUGGAGUCAUCGGCGGGCUCUUCAUCCUGGUCAUCGUGGGUCUAACAUUUGCAGUUUAUGUUAGAAGGAAGAGUAUCAAAAAGAAAAGAGCCCUGAGAAGAUUUCUGGAAACAGAGUUGGUAGAACCCUUAACUCCCAGCGGCACAGCACCCAAUCAAGCUCAACUGCGUAUUUUAAAAGAAACUGAGCUCAAAAGAGUGAAAGUACUUGGCUCGGGAGCUUUUGGAACAGUGUAUAAAGGUAUUUGGGUACCUGAAGGAGAAACAGUAAAGAUUCCUGUGGCUAUUAAGAUUCUUAAUGAAACAACUGGUCCCAAAGCCAAUGUGGAAUUCAUGGAUGAAGCUUUGAUCAUGGCAAGUAUGGACCAUCCACACUUAGUCCGGUUAUUGGGUGUGUGUCUGAGCCCAACCAUUCAACUGGUUACACAGCUUAUGCCCCAUGGCUGCCUGUUGGAUUAUGUCCAUGAACAUAAGGAUAACAUUGGAUCCCAGCUACUGCUUAACUGGUGUGUCCAAAUAGCUAAGGGAAUGAUGUACCUGGAGGAAAGACGGCUUGUUCAUCGGGAUUUGGCAGCCCGAAAUGUCUUAGUGAAAUCUCCAAACCAUGUGAAAAUCACAGAUUUUGGACUAGCUAGGCUCUUAGAAGGAGAUGAAAAAGAGUAUAAUGCUGAUGGAGGAAAGGUGGGAGUUACCAUAUGGGAACUGAUGACCUUUGGAGGAAAACCCUAUGAUGGAAUUCCAACCAGAGAAAUCCCGGAUUUAUUAGAGAAAGGAGAACGUUUGCCCCAGCCUCCUAUCUGCACUAUUGACGUUUACAUGGUCAUGGUCAAAUGCUGGAUGAUUGAUGCAGACAGUAGACCUAAAUUUAAGGAACUGGCUGCUGAAUUUUCGAGGAUGGCUCGAGACCCUCAAAGAUAUCUAGUUAUUCAGGGUGAUGAUCGCAUGAAGCUUCCCAGUCCAAAUGACAGCAAGUUCUUUCAGAAUCUCUUGGAUGAAGAGGACCUGGAAGAUAUGAUGGAUGCUGAGGAAUACCUGGUCCCUCAGGCUUUCAACAUCCCACCUCCCAUCUAUACUUCCAGAGCAAGAAUUGACUCAAAUAGGAGUGAAAUUGGACACAGCCCUCCUCCUGCCUACACCCCCAUGUCAGGAAACCAGUUUGUAUACCGAGACGGGGGGUUUGCUGCAGAGCAAGGAGUGCCUGUGCCGUACAGAGCCACGACCAGCACAAUCCCAGAAGCUCCAGUUGCUCAGGGGGCUACAGCCGAGAUUUUUGAUGACUCCUGCUGCAACGGCACCCUACGCAAGCCAGUGGCACCCCAUGUUCCAGAGGAUAGCAGCACCCAGAGGUACAGCGCUGACCCCACGGUGUUUGCCCCAGAACGGAGCCCACGAGGAGAGCUGGAUGAAGAAGGUUACAUGACUCCUAUGCGAGAUAAACCUAAACAAGAAUACCUGAACCCUGUGGAAGAAAACCCUUUUGUUUCUCGGAGAAAAAAUGGAGACCUUCAAGCUUUGGAUAAUCCCGAAUAUCACAAUGCUUCCAACGGUCCUCCCAAGGCAGAGGAUGAGUAUGUGAAUGAGCCACUGUACCUCAACACCUUUGCCAACGCGUUGGGGAAUGCCGGGUACCUGAAGAACAAUGUACUGUCUGUGCCAGAGAAGGCCAAGAAAGCAUUCGACAACCCCGACUACUGGAACCACAGCCUGCCACCCCGGAGCACCCUUCAGCACCCAGACUACCUGCAGGAGUACAGCACAAAAUAUUUUUAUAAACAAAAUGGACGGAUCCGGCCUAUUGUGGCAGAGAAUCCUGAAUACCUCUCUGAGUUCUCGCUGAAGCCAGGCACCGUGCUGCCUCCUCCACCCUACAGACACCGAAACACUGUGGUGUAA
Messenger RNA from Puma concolor (puma), 3882 nucleotides. Lineage: Eukaryota; Metazoa; Chordata; Mammalia; Carnivora; Felidae. The record is from RefSeq and is a predicted model, not a curated record.